UCUCACUCACUCGAGCCUAUUUCCGGUGCCAGGCCGGAAGUGGAGCGGAGAGGGUUGCUGGGCGUCUCCAGGCGGAAGUGGAGGAGACGAGCGCUGGGCGAGAGGUGAGGCAGCCACUCCCGUGAGGCUCCGGCUGAGGUGCUGAGAGAUGACAGAGCUGCAGAACCUAGUCGAACGGUUGGAGAGAGCAGUGGGACACUUAGAGAUGAUGUCUUAUCGUCCCGGUGGGCAUGGCAGCUGUGGGGAUAGCCCCCAGAAAGGACUAGCUGCGUAUGUACAAGCCUUCGACGCUCUUUUGGCAGGUCCAGUAACCGAAUACAUGAAGAUAAGCAAAGAGAUUGGUGGUGAUGUCCAAAAGCAUGCUGAUAUGGUCCAUGCAGGCUUGAUGACUGAAAGAGCUCUUCUGGUGACCGCAUCUCAGUGCCAGCAACCUGCAGCAAACAACUUCUCAUCCCUACUGAAGCCAAUAUCUGACCAGAUCCAAGUCGUCCAGAACUUCCGGGACAAGAACCGUGGCAGCAAACUCUUUAACCAUCUCUCAACGGUUGGGGAGAGCAUCCCUGCACUAGGUUGGGUUGCCAUGGCCCCCAAACCUGUCCCCUACGUGAAGGAAAUGACAGAUGCCGCCAUGUUCUAUAGCAACCGAGUCCUCAAGGAAUACAAAGAUGUCGAUAAGAAGCAUGUGGACUGGGUGAAAGCUUACCUGAGCAUCUGGACAGAGCUGCAGGCAUACAUCAAGGAAUAUCACACCACAGGCCUGUCCUGGAGCAAAACGGGACCAAUGUCCUCUGAUAAGGCAAAUGGAUCUCAGGCCCCUUCUCCCGCUUUCUGUGGAGGGCCUCCGCCACCACCCCCUGGACCCCCGCCUCCUCCGGCUCCGGCCCCCGCCAGCUCUGGCUCCGAUGACCCUGCCUCCCGCUCGGCUCUUUUUGCUCAGAUCAACCAGGGAGAAGGCAUCACUUCCGGUCUAAAGCACGUGUCCGAUGACAUGAAGACCCACAAGAACCCCACGCUGAAGAACCAAGGGGGGGCAAUAAGGACGGGACCAAAGCCCUUCACAGCCCCAAAGCCUGCAGGUGAUCGGAACACCUUCCAGAAGCCUCCUGUAAGGAAGGAGCCCCCGAUGCUGGAGCUGGAGGGGAAGAAAUGGAGAGUGGAGAACCAUGAGAACGCCUCUAACUUGGUGAUCAGCGACACAGAGCUGAAGCAGGUGGCCUACGUCUACAAGUGUGUGAACAGUACGCUCCAUAUCAAGGGCAAGAUCAACUCCGUCACGCUGGAUAACUGCAAGAAGGUUGGCCUGGUGUUCGAUGAUGUGGUGGGAAUCGUGGAGAUCAUAAACAGCCGAGACGUUCAAGUUCAGGUAAUGGGUAAAGUGCCAACCAUUUCUAUCAACAAGACAGACGGUUGUCAUGUCUACCUGAGCAAGGACUCCUUAAACUGCGAGAUUGUCAGUGCCAAGUCCUCAGAGAUGAACGUCCUCAUUCCCACAGAGAGCGGCGACUUUAACGAGUUCCCCAUCCCGGAACAGUUCAAGACGCUGUGGAACGGGAAGAAGUUAGUCACCACCGUGACAGAAAUUGCCGGAUAAGCUGACCUGGCAAUCCAGUCGCCCUCCUUUCGCCCCACUGUCACAGUGGGACACAAAUCUGCUUUCUUGGGGAUGAUUUUUAGAUUUCCUUUACCUUUUCCGCUCUCCGUCUGCUUCUGUCUUUUUGAGAGACUCACCUACCUUCCUUCACUGAAAAUACCUCAGUCUGGGAUUUUGGGGUAGGGUGGCAGGAUUCUUUCCUUCACUCUGUGGAACAGCAGGAAGGUGUGUGUUUUCCUCGUGGUCGGACAAAACCACAUCACCAAUCACGUUUUGUCAGACUCGUUUGUGCUGAUUGGAGCCAGGAUCAGUGGCUGGCUUCUAAGUGUUCUUUUUUUCCUCCCUCCUCUUUGUUUAAGCAACAAAAAACCCUCUCUCCCCUCUUGAAAAAAAGUAUCAGGGUAUGAAGUCCCCAGUCAUGUGUAUGUGAAAGUGUCUAUGGCAGGUAUGGAUUGGGGAAGUACAAGGGAAUUCACUAAUUCUGCUUAACUCAUUAACCAGGAGUGUUUAAAAGGAAAAGUUUAAACAGUUUCCAGGAAUGGCUUUGCUGGACCAAAGGCUGAAGACUGGGAUGUGUUCGCAUUCCUCCUUCUCCCCCAUAAUUAUAUUCCUUCCUGUGUGCUCAGUGUAAAAUUCUGUGUUGUGCCAUGAUGUUGGGGGAGACAUCAUCUCUGUUACAGGUGCCACAAGACAACCAUGGGACAGACCUCUCCCUCUUUCCAGGGAGUCCUUCCAGCAGCUUUGGAAGCUGCCACUCACCCAGUUCCAUUUAAGGCCUCCUUUAAAGGGAAAGUUGUGCCCAAAGGGUCCCUCUUCUGAGCAACUGAACAUUGUUCGGUCUUCCAGGACAGUUUGUUUCCCCGCUCAGAGCCCAUCCCUUGUUUUUUUCCAGGGAGGGAUGAGUUCUCCAUUCCAAGUCCAGUAUUUAGUUCUCCGUAAGCACAAGUUCAUUGCAGUUGGUUUGGUCAUUUCAUCCAAGCUUGUUGGCGUUGUGUAAUAGAGGCUGGGGAGCGUUCCUUCUCUGGCUGUCCCUUUCCCCUGUUGCUUGGCUUCUUCUCUGCCGAAAGUCUGGUGUGUGUUCACCUGGCGCCACAGUGGUUGCGUCAAAGCCAAAAGGCAUGGUACUGUACUGACCCACCAAAGGGAGCUGCCUGUGCGCCUAACUAGUAGUGUCUCGGAUAGCAUACACAUAUCUUACUUCCCUCUUUGCCACAGUUAAUGAGGUUUCCUUCCACUAAAAAAAGGAACGUAACAGAAGAUAUGCAAUUCCUCUUUUUAUUUUGAAACUGUCCUGUGACUUGUACUUCUCUCCUGAGGCUUGUGGAAAUAAAACCUUUCUUAUGUACUUAAAAUUAUACUGAAGAUAGAAUAAAGUUAAUGCCAAGUUGCUCAUUAA
Molecule: messenger RNA, 2987 nt
Organism: Anolis sagrei ordinatus
Lineage: Eukaryota; Metazoa; Chordata; Lepidosauria; Squamata; Anolidae
Gene: CAP1
Product: cyclase associated actin cytoskeleton regulatory protein 1
Biological process (GO): actin filament organization; cytoskeleton organization; cell morphogenesis
Cellular component (GO): cytoplasm
Molecular function (GO): adenylate cyclase binding; actin binding
Source: RefSeq, a predicted model, not a curated record